AUCCUAUAACGUAUCAUUUGCUUCUUAUUCCCUCCACCACCACCUCUCGGCCAAAGUCGUCUACCACAAUCAUGCCUUCCACGGAAUCCGACGCAGCGUCCUACGCCACCACUAGCGAAACCGACUUCUACGAACUCCUUGAGCUCCCCUCUUCCAACACACCCUUGACCCCCUCCCUCCUCCGAAAAUCUUACCGCAAGGCCUCCCUCAAAUGGCAUCCGGACAAGAAUCCCUCCCCCGAAGCUGCAGAGAUAUUCCACCUCCUCUCAAUAGCUUACGAUGUCCUCUCGGACCCGGCGACGCGGGCAGCAUACGACAACGCACGCAACGCGCGAUUGGCGCGGAAGCGUAGGAGCGAGGCAUUCGAUGUGAAUCGCAAGCGGAUGCAGGAGGAGCUGGAGAGUCGGGAGAGAGGGGCUAAGAAGGCUAGGGUCGACGGUGAGGAUGCGGAAGAGCGCUUUCACCAGCUGUUAGAGAAAUUGAGGGCUGAAGGAGCGGAGUUGAGGAGGAAGAGGGAGGAGGCGAUCAGGGCUGCGGCGGCCGAGGAGGAGGAGAAUAAGAAGGAAAAAGGGAAGGAAGAUGAGGCUAUGACUGAUGGAGACGGGGAGAUGGUGGAUGGUGGAUGCAGCGGCGAGAGCAGGUUCUCAGAAAUCGAUCGUACAUUGAGAGUCCGCUGGAAGCGCAAAGGAAACGAACACAUCGACGAACAACACCUCCGCAGCAUGUUCUCAAAAUACGGCGCCAUACAGGACUGCGUCGUCCCACCCACAAAACCGGAAAAGGAAAAGAAACUCAGGUCGGCAUUGAUAGUCUUCAUCUCCAUUGUUGCUGCCCACACCGCCAUUCACGACGCCCUUGACCCACGGCUUAAGGACCUCAUCUGGGCAAGUGGUAAAGAGCCGGACAUCUCCCACAACCCCCCCACCCCCGAACCGUGCACAUCGUCGCCCAAGUCGAAGCCAUCCACCCCAGCAAGAGCCACCACCACCACCACCACCACCACUACUGCCAGAGGUCCUGAACUCAAUAGGGUUUCCUCCUUUGCUAGCUUCGCCGGAACUCCGAGAGGAUCCCCGUUUAACAAGAAUGCCGCGGCGCAGAGUCCGGAUUACGAGAGUAUCACGCUCAUGCGCAUGAGGGCUGCGGAGAAGGCGAAGAUUGAGGCUAGGAUAAGGAAGGAGGAGGAGGAGGAAGUUACGCAGGAGGAGGGGAAGGUAUGAGAUUCUAUCAUCUCCCUCGGGUCGUUUCGGGGUGUUGGUUUGUUCAAGUUUUUGCUCUAUUUUUAUUUAUUUUUUCCCUCCACGGUACAAGCAUGGUGGGUUAGUUUUUUUAUGGCAUUUUUUUCUCUUUUCUUUAGGCUCCAAUGGGAUUGCGAUCGCAGUAUUUUAGAGUGGGAUUGCCGGGUUCAAUAGAUGUAUUAUUACAAACAAUUAACUCGCUAGCCUAGUUUACAUUGAGGGA
Tuber aestivum (summer truffle) is the source of this 1461-nucleotide messenger RNA. The record is from the annotation of a GenBank genome assembly. NCBI's taxonomy places the organism in Eukaryota, Fungi, Ascomycota, Pezizomycetes, Pezizales, Tuberaceae.